Pseudonaja textilis is the source of this 1128-nucleotide messenger RNA. NCBI's taxonomy places the organism in Eukaryota, Metazoa, Chordata, Lepidosauria, Squamata, Elapidae. The record is from RefSeq and is a predicted model, not a curated record.
GAUCUUCAAGAUCCAGGAAGUCUUGAAGAAACCUCUCCAGUUGACCUCAAUCCUAGAUGUGAUGUUCCUGGGAUCUUCACCAGGAUCUUCAAGAUCCAGGAAGUCUUGGAGAAACCUCUCCAGUUGACCUCAUUCCUAGAUGUGAUGUCACCUCCCACAUCCAUCUCGGUCAUUGCUGCGGACACCCCAGCUCCGUUCAGCCGCUACCAAGCCCAGAAUUUUACCUUGGUCUGCCUUGUCUCUGGUGGAAAACCAGCCCCCACGGUUUACUUUAAAAGGGAUGGAGAGUUGAUACAGGGGAUCCCGCUGACGGAGCCGCCGAUUAACGCCGCCGGGUUGCAAGACAGCCGAGCUGCCCGGAGCUUCUUCCACCGGGACUUGGAUGACACCAAGAUGCAGCGGUCCCUGUCGCUGCUGAACGUGGAGGACCGGGGCGGGAGGCUGUACACCGAGGACCCUUUCCAAGGCCUCACUCCCGACUGGGGACUGUUGCUCAACCCCACGACCGAGAAUAUCCCCGAAACUGUGGUGAGCCGGGAGUUCCCGCGUUGGAUCCAGAACGCCGAUCCUAUGUAUUUCUUCCACCACACCCACAUCCCCAUCAGCGACGGCACCGUGGAGGUGCGGGCCAUGCUCAUGUGGACCCUUAAUCCUCAGAUAGACAAUGAUGCGCUCUUCAGUUGUGAGGUCAAGCAUGAUGCUCUCUCGAUGCCCAUGCAGUCCGAGGUGACUCUAGUGGCUCCCAAGGGACCCAAAAUUAUGAUGACCCCAACAAGAGCCCGCGUUGGAGACACAGUCCGCAUCCUGGUCCAAGGGUUUCAGAACGAAGUCUUCCCCGAGCCCAUGUUCACUUGGACCCGUGUCGGGAGCCGGCUCCUGGACGGCAGCGCCGAACAUGAUGGAAAGGAGCUGGUGUUGGAACGCGUGCCGGCUGAACUCAACGGCUCGAUGUACCGCUGCACGGCCCAGAACCCUUUGGGCUCCACCGAUACCCACACCAGGCUGAUAGUGUUCGAAAACCCCAAUAUUCCACGAGGGACAGAAGACUCCAACGGUUCGCCGAAUCGCCAAUGCGGCUUCAGACUAUUUCUGGCUAUCUUCUUUACAGUCACUUUGGAACUGACGUGA